Messenger RNA from Amborella trichopoda, 882 nucleotides. The record is from RefSeq and is a predicted model, not a curated record. Lineage: Eukaryota; Viridiplantae; Streptophyta; Magnoliopsida; Amborellales; Amborellaceae.
AUGCCUACAGCCGUAGACUCAACCGUCAUGCUCCCACCACCCAUUGAGGCCUCUACCAUGGUACCACCUCACCUCCGGCCAAAGCCCGACACUGUAAAAUACUUAGAAGACGUUCCUGUAAUUGACCUUUCACCACUCCAGACGCCAAAUUCUCAUGACUUGGCGGACAUCGUCGCUCAAGAGAAGCGAAAGGUUGCCAGAAACCCGAACAUGCCAUGGGGUUACAAUGAAAGUGACCACACGAACAACAUACGGGACUGGGCCGAGGUUUUCGACUUCAUGUUAAAUAAAGAACUUUCGAUCCCAGCAUCGUUGGAGCCAGAUUGCCAAGAGACAUCUACUCUCCACAACCAGUGGCCAGAAAACCCGGCAGAUUUUCGGAAAGUCUGCAAGGAAUUUACUCAGGCUGCUUCAAAAUUGAUGUGCCAAUUGCUAGAGCUCAUCGCCCUCAGCCUAGGCUUACCAGCUGAUGGCUUCAACCGUUACCUUGAGAACCACAUGAACUACUCUAGAAUCAACUACUUUCCAAUAUGCCCUUCUCCCGAAUUGGUUUUAGGCAAAGGAGCUCACAAGGACCAUGCUAUCUUGACCCUCCUGACCACAAAUGGAGUCAGUGGGCUCGAGGUGAAGCGAAAAUCGGACGGUGAAUGGCUCCGACUGAGACCCAUUCCUGAUUCAGUGGUGGUCAUCAUGGCAGGUGUUCUACAGGUUUGGAGCAACGAGGAAUAUGAGUGCAUCGUGCAUAGAGUUGUCGUAAACUCGGAGAAAGAGAGGUUCUCGAUGGUCACUGUAGCUUCACCUUCAUAUCAUGUGAUGGUUAAGCCUAUUCAAAGAAUACAAGUGGGGAGAUUUCUUCAUGUCGAGGAGCGUCAGCAAUCUUGA